This is a messenger RNA of Stereum hirsutum FP-91666 SS1, 3063 nucleotides long. RefSeq lists its product as uncharacterized. Bases 1 to 3063 code for a protein of 1020 amino acids. Gene Ontology annotation, molecular function: microtubule binding. The record is from RefSeq and is a predicted model, not a curated record. NCBI's taxonomy places the organism in Eukaryota, Fungi, Basidiomycota, Agaricomycetes, Russulales, Stereaceae. The transcript is spliced from 6 exons.
AUGCCCGGCGGCUCUCGCUUUGAUUUCAGCAUCCGCGGCGACGAGCAGGAGCAGCAUCGUAUCCAGCUCGAACACAAUCUCCAGCACACUGACCUUUCUCUCCAUCUCUCGUCCACACCAGAAGACUACUCCCUCGAAUACCCUCGUCAUAAUUCUGCACCCUCGGCGCCUUUCUCUGUUUUUCACUCAAUGGAUCCUUCUCGUGACGAGUUCGACGCAGACGAUCGCUACAGCCAUCUCCACGCAUGGUCCUAUCGCACCGCCGAGGACGAAGACGGUGUCAAUCCAUACGGCGGUGAAACCAUGUCCACUGCCGCUCAUCAUGCUAGCGCUCUUACUCUCAGCGCUGGCCUCGGUGGCAGGGGUGCGAGACGUGACAUUAGCCUCAGCGGGGCGGAAUACGACCCGGACAGGCCCCUUCACGACCUCGUGGCCAACAUUGACAGUAAAUUCAGUCUCUUCGAUGCGGAUCGCACGCGAUCUAGGAACUUUCCUGUGAGUACCUUCAUUAUCGAGAAGUCACAUUGUUCUCUGACCGCCGCCAUGCAAACGCAUUCAAAGUCGAAUUCCAUUCCAUUCGACCCUCUUAUUGUCGACAACACAGCUGAGCUCGAUCGCCUAUUUGAGCCCCAGGACUCACGAGCCACACCUACCCGCAUGCACCCUUCUCGCUCACCAAACUCUUCUGCAUCAUCGACCUCCGAACUAGACACGCCCGACCAUAGCACAUCAGCGAGACCCAAGCUUUCCGAUGCCCUUUCACACCUUGCCUUUUCCCCCAAACGACCUCGAUCUCCAGCUGCUCGCUCCCCUUCACCAGCAUUCGCUCCCCUCCGAAGGCAUGUCAAGGCUGCAUAUUCUUCGCACAUCGCCGAAGGAGAACCAACUCCUCGCGCCAAGAAGACCCACCGCCCCCAAUCACAUCAAACGCACCACCCCGAGGUUACAAUCCGUCCUCCAACUCCUUCCACCGGUAAUUCCAAGUUUACCAAACUUGCUCGUGGGCUCGCUCGUGAUAUAGAAGCCGAGCAGAGCCGAUGGGACGUCUAUCAAGAUGCUAUGCAGAGUGAAGUUGAUUUUGUCCCGGGCCCCAAUGUACACAGCACCCUCAAGCCCAAUCGCGUGCACGGUCAAUCACUUUUUCCAAAGCGAGGAACAAAUAACUCGGUCUACCUGCCGGACGUGACAGGGCUCACCAGCGCUAUUGAGAGUCCUUCAAAGGCUAGAUUACAUCACUAUCCUUAUCAAGACAACCAUGAUGAAUAUGGCGACGGCAAAGCCCGCUUGAUAGCCACACUAGCUCUCGUACAACAAAAACUCGCCCAUCUCGACUCCGAGAACACUACUUCUCGUCACCGCAUGUUAGAGCUCGAACGCGAGUUGGACGGGUGCAAGCAAGAAGUUGUACGCGAACGCGAACGCGUCUUGCAGCGCGAGGAUAUCAUCAAGCGCCAGCAGAUGCACCGGUCGGAUACAGCCGUUCGUGGAACCAAGGGCAAAGGCCGUGCGGAAGAAGAUGUGGCGGAAGUUCAGAAAAGGUAUAAGCAAGCUGUCGAGGAGAAGAAAGAGGCUUUGAUCCAAACUUUACGGAGCCACAUGACGCGCCUGACCACUGAACUCGCUUCACACCAACGUCUCCUCGACGAACUCCGCACGUUGCGGGAAGCUGACUCUCAUACUCUCCAAGAGAAAGUAGGCAACGUCGAUCGUCUUCGCACCGAAGUCGAGAAGGUCGCUGGCGAGAUAGAGGUUCUGAAGGGGGUUGUAGAGGAGGGCCUACGCGAACGUCGAAGCCGCCAGGAUCGAGGCCGUAUAGAAGCCACGGAGCCUGAAGAGAUUCGUCAACCUGGAACACGUCUGUACACCGACCGGCCGGACUCAGACAUCGAGACUGAAGAUGAGAGGGAAGUGCAAGCACCGGAGUACCAUGGCGAGUCGAUGUUGGAAUCGCGUGAUCCUUCAUAUUCUGCCCCGCCUUCUCCCCCAUCCAGACCCGUCGACAUAGGGCAGUCCGGUCGGCGUCACUACGUCGAUCCCAACGAGCUCGAGCGUAUCUCAGUCGAGAUGGAAGAACGGCGCUCUGAGCGAUCGUAUUCUCGCAUGUCCGACUCACACUCUCAUUCUAGUGCACACUCCCAGUCAUCUCAACAUUCAGCACCUGCUGGUCGUGCGUCGCCUCGCACUGGCUCAGAACGUAGCGUGUCAUGGAAUGGCAGUCAUAUCGACGAAGAACAACGAAGUAGACCAACAUCUCCUGCUCUGUCGCAUUCGUCUCAGCGAUUAAGAAGGCAUUGCUCCAGCCCGUCCCAGAUUCAGGGCCAUAGUAGACCUACAGCCCCGACUCCAUCUCAUGCCGCCGGUAAAUCACGCAAAAAGCCAGCCGGCGACUUCUCUUCUAUGCCACUUCGUCGUUCUGCGCGAAGUGGUCAAGAGCCAGAGGUGGCAGCUCCUGCAGCUGCACCUUUCCCUCAGAUCCGCGGUACACGUCUCGAACGGAUGUUUUUCUCGGCCCCCGAGCAUAACGUCAAGACCUGCAGAACUUGCCGUCGUCGUCGUGCGCACUCUACUGGUGAAAGUCUUGGCGAGGCGCUUUGGUCUACCACGAAGAGAAGAAAGGGGGCUAAAACACGCGUAAAGGCCCCGGAGGAUAGCGACGCUGAGAAGGAUGAUGAAGGGUUCGAGGAUGGAGAAGAGGUGGAAACCGCCGGUGAACGACGGGCUGGUUUAAGAGGAAAGGCAGCGGACACAUAUCCCUACAACCUCGACUUCUUAGCAAAGGGCACACCAAAGGACCGCGUACCUCCGCAGACCGUGCUGAUGAAGGUACUGAGGGAGCUCGAAGAUGAUUUCACUCAUUACAAAGGGAUUUAUACCGAGUUGGCGGACCAAUACAAGCUCAUGGACCCCACUUCGAACGUUGUCAAACGCAAUGUUCUAGCCGACCAUCUGCGUGAAGUAAUUGACAUUCUAGAACAGAAGGGCGAUCACAUUGCUUCACUUACCGACCUCUUGACCUUCUCGGACAAGCCGGUUGGUGAGUCCGCCUCGAGAGACAAGAAUUAG